Molecule: messenger RNA, 4203 nt
Organism: Stylophora pistillata
Lineage: Eukaryota; Metazoa; Cnidaria; Anthozoa; Scleractinia; Pocilloporidae
Cellular component (GO): mitochondrion
Source: RefSeq, a predicted model, not a curated record
UCGAAAGUGUUGUGGAUACAGGCGGAAGAGGGAAACCACCGAUAAGUCGUAUUAGUCCCUUUGAACCCCUCUGAAAGUGAAAGAUCGGUUGAUUCCCAUCGUAAUGUUGCUAUAAACAAAUUUUGGAAUCCUUUUUAAAUGUUGCGGAGAGCACGAGAAGGUAUUCAAAUCACCGGACGAUUUUUCUCAGACUAAAUUAAAUUUUCGCGGCUGUGAAGAUGGACGAGGAGGAAGAAGUGAAAACGGAAUACUGUUCCAAGUGUAAACGUGACAUCCCAGCUAUCAACUUUGUGAUGCACGUCACUCAUUGUCAGAGGAAUCUGAUGUUAUGCAAAGAAUGUGGAGAGCCAAUACCCAUCUCGCAGCAAGAGGAACAUUUUGAAGAAUACCAUGCCCAGGAACAAUGUGAAUGUGGUGAGCUUGUGGAGAAAAUGAAUCUUGAUGAGCACAAGGAGAAAGACUGUCUAAAUCGUGAAGUGGAGUGCGAAUAUUGUGAGUUGAGUCUUCCAUUCAAUAAAAUGAGUUCUCAUGUGGAAUACUGUGGCAGCAGAACCCAAAAGUGUGAUGCAUGUGACAGGUUUAUUCAAAUGAAAGACUUAGCAGAGCAUGAAAACAGUGGUUGUCAAUACCCAAUAAAAGAAGAGAGUAAACAGCCACCACAGUCCAAGCCAAGACAUGAAAUCUUCAGUGGCGUACCAAUUGAUAUCUUUCAUGGGAUGGGUGAAAUAGACUCUCCAGAGGCAGAGUAUUUUGGAUUUAAUCCAUUUGCUGCUGCCAUCAAUGGGUUUGAACAGAUCCUUUACACAGGACUUGGAACUCCACCUUUUAAUGAUGCCCACAUGAAUUAUCCUGGUGGUGCAGCCCACUAUGGUGUUGAUGGAAAAGGUAUGAUUGGAAAACGUGGUGUUAUUUCUCGAGGAGCCAGUAAAGGAAGAGUUCCCCAAAAACCAGAAGCUGAUCAUCGCAACUUUCAAGAUUUUGAUGAGUUUAAUGAUGAGUAUGCAGUGGACAUUGAUGAUGAUGAGAUUCUUGCAGCAGCUUUUCAAGCUGAUGAGUUUGGAUAUGUUCAUGACGACAGUGAGUGGAUGUCUUCGGCAGAGGUUGAUCAGCAUGUUCCACACACAAAGUCUACAUUACUGCCUGAAUCAGGAAAUGAUAAUUUAGAUAAAACACAGCUGCCUUGUGAGUUUUGUGGUAACUUAUUUGCAGUGGAAUCCCUUAUACUUCAUCAGAGUGGUUGUCAGCUGAGAUCCUUGGAUUCAGUAGCAGGCGUGGCUCCACAUUUUGGCGGCAACCGGAGGAACAGGCAUAACCUGCCGCAACAUGAUGACUCCAUGUAUUCUGGGGUGGAGAGAAGAAAUUUCUUUGAGAGGCAAUCACAAAACAACCGCGCAGAGCUUGACAAGAAUGGAAGGAAACGUGCAGAAGAUGAAACAUUUUUGCCUUGUGAGUUCUGCCAAGAGUUGUUUCCCUUUGAUAACCUCAUUUUACAUCAGGCUGUAUGUGACGCAAGUCCAGAGAGCCGUCCUUCUUCGACAGUACCUCCUCUCAACAACUCGCCUUCAGCGCUAUUCGAUGGCUUGACACCUGGACCUCUUCCGAGCAAAACAAGGCCAAUAGCAAGAAUUGGCUCCAAAAGUCGCCCCAGUAGACCGGUGUACGAAUCGAAGAGAAGAAGCUCAAAGUCCUGGGACGAUUUCAUUCCAGGCGAUCUCGACAGUAGAGAGGUAACGCCUGAAAACUUCAGCGCUAAGGUGAAUUUUAGGCCGGAUGAUAACAGUGUACCAAGAAGAGAUGUUAGGCAUAAGUCUGAGAAAUAUGAUGAUCGGCCAAGAGAACCAGACAACGUUCCAAUGAAUAAUGCACUCAAAAGACCAGAACGCAAGACAGGUGAACCUCGUCCCAUACUCGGACAGCCGGUGGUAAGAAACAACGACUUGGUUACUAACAAACCUGUAAGAGACUCAGUGCAUCAUGUCAAAAAUCGAACGGCUCACGGCAAGGAACCAAAAAGACAGCCUGAGUCGAGAGGCGAUGCAAGCACAUUCCACAAGACAUUUACAGCGAGAUCGCAAGAGGAUGGCCUUUAUCAGGGAAAAACAAGUUCAGAGUCCAGGAGUAGUUUGACGACAGAAGUGACAAAACCUUCUCAUAUUCGGCAGAGUGAAAGCACGGCUUACGUGAAAUCCCGCCAAACUGGAACGGAUCAUCAUUCUACUGAAAGGAACACGAGAUAUUUUGAGCACAAAGUGGGUAUUCAAAACCACAGAUCCGAAGAAACACGGAGUAAACCGCGACAUACUGACUCAAGUGCGUCUUUGAUGCGAGUAGCAGGCUCCCGCAGCAGUAGAUCUAAGCCUACCGGACCACUCCCACCACUUGAUCAGACUUCAUUUAGUGUUACUAGCUCGUCAGCUCAAUCAUUGUCUUCUAACCCACGUAGAAACCCACCAACACCUUAUUUACCAGAGCGAGAAAUUCGCCCAAAUAGGGGGAAACCACGCUCUCAAGGACAUCUUGAACCUGUUCGACCAAGUAAUCCCCAAGCUUCCGCUGCGCCGAGGAAAACUUCUUCAACGAGAAAGAAAAUAGUGUGAUGACGUGGGUAAAGCUCUAUUUUAAAUUGGAUAUUGACCACAUUGUAAAACAUUGUGGUCUCAUUUACAGCUGUUAAAUGUUUGUUCUCUUACAAGCUGUUUAAAAGUACAUCAGUGUCAUCUCCACGUUAGAUCCGGGAAGUGCUCCUGCUCUUGCGAUCCAGUUACAAUUUAAUUUACGAUUUUUAAUACGUGUUGGGCUGAUUUUUUUUUGCUUUAGCUUACCCUUCAGAAAACCGGAGGGGACAGGGGUUUAGCCAGGACGAAUACCUUUUUCCAAUAUUUUAUUACCAUUUGAAAACUUUUCUUCUCACAACAGUUCGUACACAUGUUUAAUACGAUGCGGGAUUACUAGGCACAACAAACACUUCAGUGUGUGUGUGUGUGUGUGUGUUGGGGGAGUGGGGGUGGAAUUGGGUAUAAUCAGAGCCUAAGAAACCGGCUGUGUAAAGGAAACCAAGAGAAAAGGGAAGAAAAACCUAAAAGGCUCGAUCGUCCCUUCUCUCUAAUGAUACUGGUGAUCUUCAUGGCACGACUAACACAUGAACAGCUCAUGAAAGUAUGAAGCUUAAUGGAUUAAGUCGCCACACUGAGAUAGAGUGAAACCUGUGCUAAGCGGACCUCAUAUCAAGCGACACGCUGGUCGAUUUUAUUCGCCGAUCGUGUUUUAAGUAGCCAGGUUUGUCCAACGCUGCGAUUUUCGCUGAUCGCUUGGAUCGGCGUGUAAAAUCGCCGAUAUCUGGUAUAUGAAAUGUCGGCGAUUUUCGCUGCGAUCAAAUUCGCUACGAUCAGUGUCACGAGACAUUUGUGACUCAAUUUUAUGCGAUCGCGAUUUGGUAUAAAAAAGAUAUUUGUAUAACAAUUGAUUUUUUCUUCUGAGGCGAUUAGUUUCGGCAUUUAGGUCUAAUGUAUCUACUCGAAUUGGUCAGACUCGAGAAAUUGUUCUUCACUCUUUUCACUGUGUUGUCUAGUAGUAAAUCGUCGUAUCACUGUUUUCAGUGUGUUGUCUAGUAGUAAAUCUUCGUAUUAAUUAGUCAACCUGUCUUUCGCGGACACCGCGUGGUACUGAGCGAACAUAAGCCACAUUCUCGCGAGUGAGCCUCGCAAGUUAGCCCCGCCAGUGAGUCACAAGUGUCCGCUUUGUGCAAGUUUUACUGUAACUUAGAAUAAUGGUGCAUUGUAUUUGUUAUUGGUGAAAUCACGUUUUGUCUGAAAGGGAUGGGAUCUAGAAAUGUCAAAUCGAAAAUAAAAUUGUUUUACGCACAAAAUGCAGAAUUGUAAAUAGUGUUCCAAACGUUCUGAGCAACUCUGAUAUAGCAAAGCCUACAAUAAUUUCCUUUUCUAUAAGUUAAAUAAAAUCAAGCGCACAGGAAAACCUCUGCAUGCGAUGCAAGCCUUUUUUGAUUGAAUUCUUUCCAUCUACCAAGUUGGGUUUCGGUGGAAAACAUGAUGCAAUUUACUUUCCAAGGAAAACUUGAAUCCAUGACGCAAGUUGAUUUCUUGGAAGGAGCACGUGCUAAGUCCGUGACAGAAUUCCUCUGGUAUUUCUUAUUUAUCUUUGUAGUUUUUAACGUUAUUAUGAUCAUUAAAAGCUUUUUGAAGUAAA